Molecule: messenger RNA, 1335 nt
Organism: Pipra filicauda (Wire-tailed manakin)
Lineage: Eukaryota; Metazoa; Chordata; Aves; Passeriformes; Pipridae
Gene: LILRB5
Product: leukocyte immunoglobulin like receptor B5
Source: RefSeq, a predicted model, not a curated record
CGUGGACUCGGCUGGGCACAGAACUGGUUCUGUGGCCAUCCACGGGGGUUUCUAGGGUGAGAUAGGACCACGACAUGUGUCCAGAAACCCAAGCUGUGCGACAGAAGGUGGGUUGUGGCAACGAGGUCAUAUCAGGACCCACAAGAAGCCACCCAGCUGCUCAGUGCCUCCUAGCCAGCGCCUUCCUCUGAAGAAGCCCUGCUGAGUCGAGUACUGAGAGAGCCAAGAGGAAUACGAUGCUGCCUGUGACCCACGUGUUGGCCUUCGGUGCUUGGCUGGUGGCACAGAGCAAGGCUACACCAAGUGCUCCAACAAUCUCCAUCUUCCUGAAGCCACCUGGGGUGAUCCCACCAGGAGGCUCCACCACCAUCUGCUGCAGCUGCCAGCAUGGCAAUGGGAACUUCAUGCUGUACAAGGAUGGCCACCAGCUCCGUACCCUGGAGCAGAGUGGCAGCAGGGCCGAGUUCUCCAUCUCUAAUGCCACCUACGAGGACACAGGUACCUACAACUGCCAUUACCUGGAGGGAGGCACUGUGCUGGCUCGCAGCGAUGGCCUGGAUGUCAUGGUGACAGGUGAGAGAUGUGCUGUUACCCCUUCUUGCGGGGUCACAUGCCCUAUGUGCAGACUGGGAUGCAUGCAGACACUUGGCUUCCCUAUCCAUAUGAUGGGCAGGGGAUUUCUCUUCUUCCCUGGCUUGGAGAGGUGGGGACCAUCUGCACCUUCAUCUAAGCCUUUUGAUGGGUUUAUGGAGAUCUUGGCGGCUCCUGGCACCAUGUCAAAGCCCUGUAUGUCUUCUCAAGCCCUCUCCGUCCCCCCAGGGAUCCGUCUCCCUGGACCCGACCUCUCUGUCCUGCCUGGGCAUGAGGUGACUGCAGGAACUCAUGUGAUAUUCCGUUGCACCCCCCCACACCACAGUACUGGCUGUUUCCUGUACCUGGAGGGCCAGAUCCGAGCCCAAGUACUCUCAAGGGAACAAGAUGACUACAACUUCUCCCAUGUGCAGGAAGGUGAGGGGGGCCGCUACAGCUGCCAGUGUUUCACCAAGAAUGCUUCGAUAGAAUGGUCUGCUGUCAGCAAGACCCUGGAUUUGGUGGUGAGAGAUUACACGUUGUGCAACGCAGUGCGCCUGGCGCUGGGGGCCGGGCUGCUGGUCCUGCUGGGGCUCAUUACGGCUGAAGCCACGCGAGGUCGCUGCUGCCGGGGCGGGAGGGCCCACCCUCUCCCCGCAGGCAGUGCUCCCCUGACUGCGACCAGUGUGGGAACACCGGGAUUCCCUUCCCGCGCUUCGCGGUGGGAUAAAUAAACCGUUCUCGUCGCUGUGCCUGUCCCUGUCC